AUGCCGAUGACACUCUCGCAGGCGGACCCACCCGGGUCGUCUGUACUCGAGACCAACCCGCAUCUCGGGCACUACAUCUUCAAGCUCGUGCUGAGCAACGCCGGCCCCAGCGUACUUGCCAACCCCACCGCCGCCCACCGUGCCGCCAGCAGCGGCCAACACCCCCUGUCAGUCUCGUCCUCGGGCGAGAGCGACGAAGAAGACGACCAGGACGACGACGAAUCUCCGCCCAGGUCCACCGGCGAGGGCCCCGAAAGCGGAGACGGCACUGACGACGACUCGAAAGCGUCCGCCAAUGGCCGCCGCGCGGCCCCUCCUGUCGGCCCGAGUCGCGACGACCGCGAGGAGCUCGUCCGCAAGGUCAUCAACCUCCUAGACAAUGACGAGGAGGAGGACGUCAAAGACUUGCUCCGCACCCACAUGGGCGAGCUUGGCAAGGAUGACCUCCUCAUGGACCAAGUCUGUCUCGACUGUAUGCACCGACACCGUGACGAUGUGAGCGGCAUGCCUUACCACGAGGGCAGCUUUACACCCACACGCGGCGCCCGUCGUCCUUUCACGCCCACUGGCGUUGGCACCUUGCGCGUCCGUACGCCUCUCGCACGUCCGCACUCGCCAGCCACUGUCGCCCCGGGAUCGGGAACGGUCACGCCCACGACCACCACCUCGUCCAGCAGUCUCUCUCACGGCUUGUCGGCGUUGGCGCUCGGUCGUGUCGAAUCGGCGCUGUCCCCGACUCUCGCACCCGGAGCCCCGGCGGCCCCGGCUCCAGCUUCGUCGUCAGGUUACUCGUCGUCAGGCUCACCCGCGUCCUCCCCACGCGUCCUCAAUGUCAAGGCCGCAACGUUCAACCCCACGGCUGCAGCAGCUCCUACCUCGCGCCACCCGCACAUUUCGGCUAUCCAGACGGGCUUUUCGCCCAGCAGUGAUCCCUGGCGCGAUGCUGACGCCGGCGGUGGUGCUGCUGUCAACCCCCCAGCGCGCGCUGCCUCCCCGUACAUGUUCGGAGCCGCAGGGGCUCAUGGCAUGGUGCGCACGGCCUCGAACCGCGCAAUCAUUGCGCCAAUCAUUAGCGACCAGUCUAGCCCGUUCCACUCGCCACUCGGUACGCCGACGCGCUCGCAUAUGAAGCUCGGCGACUCGUUUGCGUCGCCCACGGCGGCUGUGGCGCGCCCCGCCAGCCGUGGCGUCGUCCCAGACGAUGACGACGACGACGAGUUCUCGCCAUUCGGCACAGGUUUGCCCAAAUUGCAUCACCACGAACCAUCAGGUCUCAGCACGGCUGCCAGGCCGUUUGAGCCGUUUGGUGCAGGCAGUGGCGGCCACCAGGUACCAGAGUUCUUCCCUUCUUCGUCGGCUUCGUCGGGCGCCACCCAGUCUGACCAGUCGACGUCGUUUGAGUCGCGCGGUUCGCUCGAUCCCGAAGAUGACCCGACCCAGAAUGCGACACUCGGCAUGACACCCCUCGACGUCCUGUCCUCUGUCUUCUCCACCGUUCCCCGUCGCGAGCUCGAGGAUGCCCUCCACCGUGCUGGCUAUGACUUUGAGGCCGCCAUGGCCAUGCUCGUGGCCCAGUAUACGCACCCGCGUUCCGGCGCUUCCACUCCUCAGCGUAUCGCUUCGCCCCGCCCCAUGAUCGGACUCGACGGCCGCGGCGCUGUCCACCAUGCCGCGCCUAGCCAGGGCUUUUUUACUCAAGGCGGACGCGGCUUCAACAGUGGACCGCUGAACCCGCAGCUGGGCGGCGGUGUUGGUCCCCGGAGCGUGGGUGGCGGCGGCGGGCCCACUCGCAUGUGCCGCUACUUUCUCAACGGCGAGUGUCGCCGUAGCGACUGCAGGUUCAGCCACGACCUUGAGCGCGCGCUCUGUCGUUUCUGGUUGCGCGGACACUGUGCCAAGGGUCCCAACUGCGAGUUCCUCCACAACCUCCCCAACAACCUGGACCAGAGCGCACUCAACACGGCAAUGUCCCGUCUCGACGUCGACUCGCCCGCGGCCCACUCUCACCCGGGCACGCCGCCAGUCAGCAGCAUGUACGGUGCUGCAGAUGACUUCCCCGACCUCCUUGCUGCCCGUCUCAACCGCCAUGUCGGCCGCUUUGACCCCACCCGCAACCGUUUCGCCAACGCGGUCAAGCGCCCUGUCCCUGCACCACCUCCAGCUCAGAUCAACAUCACUGGUGCCGCUGCAGGUCGUUUCUCGCCCGCCCCCCAGCAGCCGUACUCGCCUGCUGGAGGUGCAGAGACGCCAUCGGCCCCGCCAAAGGUUCCUGUCGUUCCCCGUGCCUCGAACCGCGUCAAGUUGCAUGCCCCGACGCUCUUGCCUACGCUCACGACCGGCUCAGCCGCCAACGAUCAGUACAUGAGCGCGCGCGCGACGUCGAUCCGCCUCGGCCACGCUCGCAACGCCUGUCUUGCGCGUGCCGCCGACGCCUUCCGCCGCGGAGACGGUGCAGCCGCCAAGCGCUUUUCGCGCGAGGGCAAGGCUCUCAACGAAAAGAUGCUGCACGAAGCCAACGAGGCCGCGCAGGUCCUUGUCAAGGACCGCAUGCGUGACGCGCAGCGCGCCGCCCGCGAGCGUGACCCGGCGUGGUCUGACGACCCGCGUGACCGCAGUGAGCGCGGUAAGGAGUGUGGUGGCGGCCUCGGUGUCGUCCUCGGCGUGGCCCGCGCAUCGGCUGUGCCCGAAGGAGACCGUUUGUCGUCUGUGGAGCGUGUAGAGGCCCUUCUGGACCUGCAUACCCUGCACGGCAGCGAGGGUGCCGACCUGUCCAGCCAGUGGCUCGCUGAGCUUGAGCGUGAAAACUACCGUGGCCUGGCGUACAUUGUAGUUGGUGAGGAGAAGCACGUCGGACAGCAGGACCCGUCUCGCGGCGCGUCCAAGGUCCGUCUCGCUGCUAGCGUCAAGCAGUUCCUCGCCGAGUGGGGUUACGCUUGGAACGAGCACGGGGGUGUCCUGUGCGUCGACCCUUGUCGCUAA
Apiotrichum porosum is the source of this 2979-nucleotide messenger RNA. RefSeq lists its product as uncharacterized. Bases 1 to 2979 code for a protein of 992 amino acids. The record is from RefSeq and is a predicted model, not a curated record. The transcript is spliced from 4 exons. Lineage: Eukaryota; Fungi; Basidiomycota; Tremellomycetes; Trichosporonales; Trichosporonaceae. Gene Ontology annotation, molecular function: metal ion binding.